CAGUGGGAUGUACAGUAGUGCGGCUCUACCUGCGAUACACACCUGAUGUUUAUUUCUGUUUUGACGCUGCUCAUUUGUGCUUUUCUGAGCGUUCGUGACUUGACUAAAGCGUCGGACAUAAGCAGGACAUCGACAGGCUUCUUGACUUGAUGCUCACCAAUUAGUGAAAACGAUCGUAUUUCUUACUUUUUUUUUUUUGCGCGUGGUUCUUGCGGGCACAUGUUUAUGACAGCUUACAACUGAGCGUCUUGUUGCCUUGUCAUGAAGGCAGCACAUCUCCAGUCUAGGAGGACCUGACAGAUUAUCUUGUUUAGAAAGGUACUACUAAAUAAAUUACAGCUCUCUCUGACGAGGCCAUGAGCGCCACCGACCGACCCAACUUUCUCUCACAGCCAGUUGUGAAGAGCGUUCAUCUCUAUCGAAACGGGGACCCCUACUUUCAGGGACGGAAAAUUGUGGUCAACGAAAAGAGGGUGUGCAAUUUCGAGAGUUUCCUGAAAGAGGCAACCUCCGGUGUACAGGCACCUUUCGGAGCUGUGAGGAACAUCUACACACCUAGCGAGGGACACCGAGUGGACGCGCUAGAGGAACUGGAGAGCGGCCAGCAUUACGUGGCUGCCGGCCGGGAAAAGUUUAAAAAGCUCGAUUAUCUGCAAAUUGGAUCAAAGAAGAAAAAUUCAAUUCAGAACAGUAAUACACAGACAAACCUCAUGGAUGAUUCCCAAAGAAGUAAAGACGUAAAACCAGUGGCCCACAGCAGAAUUAUCGUUUCGGCGAGAUUCUUGAGGCCUAUUCAGGAGCCAUGUGCUAUUUUCCUGGUUGCAAAUGGAGAUGUCCUAAACAUGCCGGUCCGACUCUUAAUCCCAAGGAAGAUUCUCGCUCAGUGGGAACACAUUCUCGAGAUGGUCACAGAGAAGAUGAGAGUUAGGAUUCUUGGAGCUGUGCACAGCCUGUUCACUUUUGAUGGAAAACACAUCAAGGAAGCCAAAGACCUGGAAAAUGGACAGUUUUAUGUAGCUGUCGGCCGAGAGAGGUUUAAAAAACUUGCAUAUAGUGACCUUCUUUUUACAAAGCCAGCUCCAAUAAGAAGAUAUAAUGGGUCUAAAGCAGCAUCACUACCACCUUUAUACAGAUAUGAAAAUCACAAAGAAGGACUGGCUGGCCGACAAAGCAAGUCUACAGCUGGAUCAAGUGAUGCAUCACCUCAGCCCCCAAAAAGAAAAGGCAAGAAGGAGCAGUUGUCCCCAGCAGAAGAAGUGGGUUUGCAUGGAAAGCCUGUCAGGGUCAAAUGGAAGCGGAAUGGGAUUACUGCACCCAUUUACCAUCGUAACAGUGACAAACCUUCCAAAGCUUACGAAGAAAGGCCUGAAUCGAGAGACGCCGGAGAGGUAGAAGAAGCAGAAUUCUUGCAAGUGGAUAUUCCUGUUGACCAGAGAGCUGCCGAGAUCGUGAAUGAUGAAGAGUAUGAAGAAUCCCACGAUCAAGAAUAUGAAGAAAACUGUAUUGAUAAUGGAGGGGAUCCCGAAGGAAACACUUUGGAUGAUGUUUGUAAUGAGGAUAACCAAACAUCUGAGGAACCCCUUCAGGAAGAUAAUGGAGUAGAAGAAGAAGAAGAAGAAGAAGAAGAAAUUGAGGAAGUAGAGGGAAAAAAUGAGGUAGAAGAAGAUCAACAUGAAGAAGAGGAAGAAGAGGAAAGAGAAGAGGUACAGGAAUCUCAUCAAAUUGAUGCUGAUAAUGUGAGCCCAGGACCAGAAGAUGUAAACCCAGAAGAGGAGGCAGAUGAAGACGACGAAGCCCAAAUGGAUCAACCAGAAAAUGUGGAGGAGGAGGAGGAGGGGGAAGAGGAGGAGACCAGUGUUCUUGGAGAGGUUAACAGUCCGUCAGGAGUAAGUGAAGCUCCUGACAGUGAAAGAAACGAAAGUAGAGAGCGAAAAGAAGGAGAAGAAGAAGAGUAAAGAGAAAUCCAGACAAUGACCAUCCAGCAUGUCACGAUACUCUAAAAAAUACAAGAUGGUGGGAGGUGGACACCCAUCAUGGGCACAAUGAUUGUAAGGUAUCCAGAUGCACAAGUUAUGAAUAUUAGAGCACAGAGAGACAUUAAGGCAAAGUAGUAAAGCUUCUUGUUUGGAGUGCGUCACAACACACAUCGAUAAUUGUCUACGCUAGUAGUGGUUUUCAAACUCGGUUGUGGUGAACUCGUGUGACUGCUGCUUUUUAAUUAAAACACAUUUCUAAAUUAGAAGCCAAUCCCUUGCACACGCUGACACAGUUCCCUGUUGAUUGUCUUAAUAGUUUAGGUGUUUAAUUUUCAGAAAGUGUUAGGAGUUAUAAUAUUAUUUUAAUUACUGUACUUAGGAACAUGUUUAAUAAUGUUGUAUUUUUUACAUUUUUAAUUUCAUUUACUUGAACCGUUCGGUGUUUAAAUUGCUGAAAAUUAACUACCACUUAUAAGCGAGUAGCAGCUCAUGCAAAGAAGAUAUCUGGCAGACCCAGGAGACCCAGGGCCGUCUUCACAGCAUCAUAAGCCCCCCGACAAAGUAGUGCGAUGGGCCCCUGUUUUGAUAGCAAAACAGAAACAUACAUAGGCAUCAGAAACAUCGUGGGCCCCUAUGCUUCUGGGACCCCCAGCCAGUGCCCAUAUGUUAAGAUGGCCCUGUGGAGACCCUCAUUUGGUAGCAACUGGGCCUAUGUAUUUUCAUCUUAGUAGAUCAAUUGCAACGGACCUCUCAAGUUAGUCUAAGCUGGGUCUGAAGAUAUGGAUUAAUGCAAUGAAAGAAAAUAUGCAGAACAAAGCCGGAGUUCAUCUGAACUUGUACUUAGCUCCAGGAGCAAUUUUUCAGGAAUGAGUCCAGUUGCAGACCUCAUCAGCUCUUCUAUACAGUAGCGCCACUGGACACCCAAUUGGAUUGCAGGUUUUUGUUACCUGGUUUACUCAACUUGAGUCAGAUGACUCCUCCUCCAACCCUAAUCUUAACCAUAGUGCAACCAGGGGUUAUCACUAACAUAUAAUACAGGGAGAUUGUAAUGGCCGAGGCCUCGUGUUAUGAUGUGUUACUCUCAUAAUAAUGAAGCGAUAGAAGCAAAAUAGAUGCAGUGCAUACCUUGAUUCACAUUUGGUGUUGGAAAUGGUCGCCUUCUUCUUGCAAACAAGGAUCGACAUGGCGCUCCAUAUUGGCAAAGAUAGCCGCAAGCAUUGUAGGCAUGAUGACAGUGAUUUCCUGUUCAGUAUUUUUCUAUAAUUGCUCCAGAGUAUGAAACUUGCUCUUGUACACUUUUUCUUUCAGCACUCCCCAAAGGAAGAAAUCUGGAGGUGACAUGUCUAGGGAAUGAGGUGUCCAUAGUCCCUUUGAAAUGACCCGACUGCCAAAAAACGAUUCAACUUGUACCAUGCCAUGAGCUGACGUAUGGCAGGUUGCCCCAUCUUGCUGGAAAUAACCUUCACUGACCUCAUGGUCAUCCAGCCCCUUCAUAAAUAAGUCAAAAAGAGAGCCAUGCCUCACUCAUUCAUACAUUUAUCUAAGAAUACUUUAUUUGCAUUGUUUCUUUUAUGAAGACAGUAAUACAUCAUAACUCGGGGCCCUGCCCAUUAGAAUCACCCUGUAAUACGUGGCAACCUCCCUAGUGGAGUGGAGGUCCACAUCUAGAGUCUAUUGAUUUUUCAGGUUAAGUGCCCUGCUCAAGAGUCGAAUAAAGUAGGAUCCCUUCUGGAGGUAACAGGAUUUGGUAACAGGACCAUCCCGAUACCAGCGCAGAUCCUUAGCCACAGAGCUUCCAUUCUGUCCUGUUUAAUGCUACCAUUUAUUUGGGUUGUUUUUGCUGCCAUCUUGAAUUUUAACAACCAGCAGCACGUUUGGAGACCAUCGCUAAGACAGCCUUUUGCGUUACUAGUGGCACAUCCUCUGAAGUCGUGACUCACGGGUGAUCAACACUACGGGUUCAAAGUUCCUUGAAAAGAGCACUUCCUUAUCUGACCUGUGGGCUCUUAAAACCUUGUGUUAACUUCUUUGCUACAAAAUUUAUUUUGUGAUAUUUCCAGUUCUGAACAUUUUGCAAACAUACUUCUGCUUUUGAUUUUUGUCUCACGUCUUGACAAUAUUGCUCGUGUUUUUGAAGUCAUGGUUUUAACCCUUUAUUGCUGUUUUACAUCCGUCUCCUGGUGCUCCUAAAAAACGUCUCGUCAGCCUCGCUGGCAGAUCAUUGAUCUUGACAUGGAGCGCAUCAGUUAACCCCGUAGCUACGGGUCAGACCACUUUCAAUGUGUUCCAGUUAACCUAAUCAAGACAGUAAAGACUCCAUUAUGGUCUCCAACGCAUAUUAAGUACAUUUCUACGGAAAAAUUAUACAGUGUUGAAAACUCAUUCAAAGAGACAUUUGUUUUCAUGGCUUCCAAAUGAAAGAAUGGUUUGGACUGUAAAUCAGCCGCUACCUAGGGGUCCCCAGGCCUGAGUUUGAAAACCACAGAAGCAGAAGCUUAUCAGUCAACCUCCUCUAGUGCUGUAGUUGUAUUUAAAGAGAAAGGAAAAUGAAGAUGUACUGUAGUCUACCUGUAAAAGCAAAAAAUGAAAAACUAGCUUGUAUAGAAAGGAAAAUAUGCAAUGAAAAAUAUAAUAAAGUAUAUAUAUAUAUCUAUUUAUUUACAUAAAUGUGUGUAUAUUGUUAUGAAGAGGUCCGUAGAGGCAGCCAUUUGUCAGCCUACCAUCUGUGUAGCAGGGGCAUAUUCUUUUAACUGUCUGGUUUAACUGAGGGACACACACAUGAGCUCGGACGGACGUCAUCUCAGCCCUUCUGGUGUAUUCCAGUUGAAGAGUCUCAGGCCCACACGUGAUGACCGAGUGACUUUAACCCCUGCAUCUGUCAGGCAACCAGGACAAUUCGAGGAAUCCACCCCAUGGUAUUGAGGGAACGGUUACCACACGACAGCUUCGCAAACACAUGGGACUGAUCUUUAUGCCAGGUGUUUUUGAUUGUUAUAUGUAACAUGAGUAGCACACUGCCAUUUCAACACAGAUUGAACAUGCAGUUCUUUAAAUCAACUAUAUUAUUAUUAUUAUUAUUAUUCAUAAUGUUGUUUUUGUUGUUGUUCUUGUAUAGUAAGCAUAUUGGAUACAAGAUGAACUGUUCAUUAUCUGGUUGUAUUAUUUUACCAACACUCACGUUUGUACUCUGCUUAUAUUUUGGACAAAUUAUCUAUAAUACAUGAUGAAUAAAUUUGU
Messenger RNA from Polypterus senegalus (gray bichir), 5213 nucleotides. RefSeq names its product doublecortin domain-containing protein 2-like. NCBI's taxonomy places the organism in Eukaryota, Metazoa, Chordata, Cladistia, Polypteriformes, Polypteridae. The transcript has 11 exons. Gene Ontology annotation, biological process: dendrite morphogenesis; cilium assembly; intracellular signal transduction. The record is from RefSeq and is a predicted model, not a curated record. The coding region runs from base 357 to 1955 and encodes 532 amino acids. Gene Ontology annotation, cellular component: kinocilium; microtubule; axoneme.